AUGGAACGGCAUGGACGGGCUGAAGCCUUCAGGCUGCUGCUGCUGGUCAGCUGGCUGCUGUUGGGUCCGGGUCUGGCUCAGGUCAGACACCCCCUCCCUGUGCUGUGGAUAAUGCCGUUCAGCCCAGGGUCUGGGAGGGAAAACCUGACUGCUGCCGUGGCCCCUGCCAUCAGACUGGCUCUUCAGGAUCUGCAGAGACAACCGCAACCCCUCGGAAACUAUGAAGUCCAGUUCCAGCUUCUGGACUCACAGGUAAGUUUCAGACUCCUGUACAAAGAGUGUCUAUCAGAUCCUGUUUCUGGUCCUGCAUAGAGAGGGUGAUGGGGGAGUCACUGAAUACUGUGGACACCAAAACCAAACACGAUGUUCCUCCUCUUGAACAGUUGGAUUAGACUUUCUUAAGUUCAACCUGAACCAUUAAAGAGGGGACCAGACAGAACCAGGAUCCCAGGGUACAGUUUAAGACUGCCCUGUGGUCUGAUCCAUCAAAAUUGGACCAUUUUUUGGAAACAUGGAGGUCUUGCCUUCUGCUCUGAAGAAGGUUGGUCCGCCCAGCUCGUUAUCAGGGUCUCCAGUUAUGUUGACCAGUAUCUUCAGGUUUUUGAACAUGUGUUUAAAUCAAUAAAUGACCUUAUUUGGAAAUCCUGGGUGGUGCUCCAAAGAGGAGAGGGACCACAGCUGUGUGGUGAUCGUGGCUGAGGCUUAGUGGGAGAGUAGGUCAGGGUUCAAUGCCAAGUCCUGAUGCCCACAUGCCGUGUCUUUGGGUGACACACUAAACCCCAACCUGCACCUGCUGACUGAUGGGUACUUCACACUCCAGCCUCUGUCAUCAGUGUGUAUGUGUUCAUGGGUGUGUGUGUUCAUGGGUGUGUGUGUUCAUGGGUAAUAAUAAUAAUACAUUUUAUUUAUAAGCGCCUUUCUGGACACUUGAGGACACUUUACAGAGUAAAAACAACAGGAUAAAAGAGAGUUAAUUUUUCCGGAUGUCAGGAGGUGUCCCCAUGGUCCUGAAGCGGGCAGGGGGCAUGGUGAGGUGGAUGGAGGUGGAAGAUCUGAGGGAGCAGGAGGAGGUGGCUACGUGGAGGAGAGGGGGGUUGUGUGUGUGUGAGUGUGUGUGUGUGUGUGUGUGUGUGUGUGUGUGUGUGUGUGUGUGUGUGUGUGUGUGUGUGUGUGUGUGUGUGUGUGUGUGUGUGUGUGUGUGUGUGUGUGUGUGUGUGUGCCCCCUUACAGAUUACCUCUAUUUUUUGCACAUUUUCCAGACUUAAAAGUUCCAGAUCAUCAAACAAAUUCUAAUAUCAAACAAAGAUAACCCCAAGUAAAUACAAAAUGCGGUUUUUAAAUGAUUAUUUGAUUUAUUAAGGGAAAAUGCCAUCCAAAUCAACCUGGCCCUGUGUGAAAAAGUAAUUCACCCCCUUGUCAAAUUGUGAGUGAACUGUGAUUAACUACAUUUUUUGGAAAGCUGAGUUCAAUUUCACUAGCCACACCCACACCCAGUUACUACCAGACUUGUAAAAUCAAGAAAUCACUUAAAUAGAACCUGUCUGACAACAUGAAGAUGGCUAAAAGAUCUCAAAAAGCAACACCAUGCCGGGAUCUAAGGAAAUCAGUGAGCAGAAAGACAGUAAUUGACAUCCAUCAGUCUGGAAAGGGUUACAAAGUCAUUUCUAGGGCUCUGGGACUCCAACGAACCACUGUGAGAGCCAUUAUACACAAAUAGAGAAAGCAUGGAACAGUGGUAUACCUUCCCAGGAGUGGGCAGCCAACCAAAAUUGCUUCAAGAGCCCAUCGACAACUCAUCCAGGAGGUCACAAAAGAUCCUAGAAUAACAUCUAAAGAACUGCAGGCCUCACUUGCCUCAGUUAAGGUCAGUGUUUAUGAUUCGACCAUAAGAAAGAGACUGGGCAAAAGUGGCAUCCAUGGCAGAGUUCCAAGGUGAAAACCACUGCUGUCCAAAAAGAACAUAAAGGCUCGUCUCACAUUUUCCAAAAAACACUUGGACGGUCCCCAAGACUUUUGGGAAAAUAUUCUGUGGACUGAUGAGACAAAAGUGGAACUUUUUGGUAGGUGUGUGUCUCGUUACAUCUGGAGAAAAACUAACAAAGCAUUUGAUAAAAAGAACAUCAUGCCAGCAGUCAAACAUGGUGGUGGUAGUGUGAUGGUCUGGGGCUGCUUUGCUGCUUCGGGGCCUGGACGACUUGCAAUAAUCGAUGGAACCAUGAAUUCUGCUCUCUAUCAAAGAAUCCUGAAGGAGAAUGUCCGGCCAUCAGUUUGUGACCUUAAGCUCAAGGGCACUUGGGUUAUGCAGCAGGACAAUGAUCCGAAGCACACCAGCAAGAAGCACACCUAAGAAUGGCUCAAAAAAAAACAAAAUUAAGGUCAAAGUCCGGACCUGAAUCCGAUCGAGAUGCUGUGGCAUGAUCUUAAGCGGGCUGUUCAUGCUCGAAAACCUUCCAAUGUGGCUGAAUUAAGACAGUUCUGCAAAGAAGAGUGGGCCAAAAUUCCUCUCCAGCGAUGUAAAAGACUCAUUGCUAGUUAUCGCGAAUGCUUGAUUGCAGUUAUUGCAGCAAAGGGUGGCACAACAAAUUAUUAAGUUAAGGGGGCAAUUACUUUUUCACAUUGGUGAUUUUGGUUUUCAAUAAUUCUUUACUUUCAAUAAAUGAAAUGAUCAUUUAAUAACUGUGUUUUUUGUCCACUCAUUGUCUUUCUCUUUAAUUUAAUUUUAUUGGAUGAUCUGAAACAUGUAAGUGUGACAAAAAAGCAAAAACAGAAGAAAUCCAGUAGGGGGACUUUUUCACAGCACUGUAUACAGGAGGAUUCUCUACCAUGUUGAAGUUUCUGGAGAGAUUUGUGAGGAAGGCCAAAGAGAAGAGAGUAAUAAUAAACAACAAGGGUGGUGACAAGGCUGUGGACGAGAACUGAGGUGGUAUGAGGGAUGAGGCAGACAACUGAUGUUGGGAAGAUGGAAAUAUGUAGACUGGAUAAUAUCACUGAUGUGGGCUUGAAAUGAGAGUGAGCUGUCAAGGAUGACACCCAGACUCUUGACCUGUGGGGAGGGGGAAACUGAGGUGUUGUCAAUAGUAAGGAAGAGACUGUCGGCUUUGGAUAAGGUGGAUCUGGUGCCAUUGAGGAAGACUUCUGUUUUAUCACUAUUUAAUUCAAGGAAGUUUGAGGUGAACCAGGAUUUAAUUUCAGAUAGGCACUUGGUGAGGGAGGGGGGUGGAAGUGAGGAGUAGGGUUUGCUGUAGAGGUAGAGCUGGGUUUCAUCCGCAAAGCAAUGAAAGUGGAUGUUAUACUUACGGAAAAAAAUUAACAAGGGGAAGGAGGUAGAUGAUGAAAAGGAGGGCCCCCAGGACAAAGCCCUGGGGCACACCUGAGAUGACGGGGGAAAGCUGAGAUGUGAAGGAUUUGAGAUGGAUGAACUGAGUGUGGGUGAGUGUGUUCAUGGGUGUGACCUCUCAGACCGUCACGUCUCUCAGUAUUUCCUUCAUUUUUUUUCAGUGUGAUCCCGCGAAAUCCCUCAAAGCUCUAUUUGACGCUUUGUGGGCGGGGCCAAAGUUUCUCCUGGUGUUUGGAGGGGUGUGUCCGUCUGUGACGACACUUAUCGCUCGCUCUCUUCCGGCUCUCAACCUGGUGCAGGUAAACACACAUCCACUGCAGGCUUAUCAUUGUGUUCAAGGUUCAGGUCCUAAGGUGUUUCCUGUCCUGUGGUGUCCCAGGUGUCUUUUGCGCCCUCGCCCCCAAGUCUGUCCAACAGGAAGUGGUACGGGAACCUGUUCAGUACCAUGCCAUCAGACCGAGCCCUGAACCAGGCCACGGUGAAGCUGCUGCAGCGCUUCAGGUGGAGCAGAGUGGGUGUGAUCACACAGGAGGGACCCCGACUCUCAGAGGUCUCAGCAGCUCCACCUUCAGGCCAAACCCUCAGCUUUCACUCGAACCCUCUGGGUUCCAGCUCCAUCCUGCUCCUGUUGUCUUUGUUGAGCAUCAUGUCUGUUUCUGUGUCCACAGAUGAAGAAGGACCUGAUGAGGCAGCUGCUGAAGGCCGAGGUCAACGUCCUCUUCUCAGAGAGUCCCUCUGCAGAUGUCUGCAGCAGCUUGAGGAGGCUGAAGGUACCGCAGAGUUCCCUCUGACUCACAUGAAGCCGAUCAAUCAGAUCAAUCAGAUCAUUGAUGUGACCUCUGACCUAAAGAUAGAUUCAGGGUUAAAGUAAAGACCUUCAUUUCUGCAGGAGACAGACGUCCGGAUCAUCAUUGGACAGUUUGAAGAGGACUCUGUCUCCGAGGUCUUCUGCUGUGUAAGUUUACCCUGUUAUUUUGAGGAUACUGGUUUGAGUGCACCUUGGACUUAGAAACCGGUUUGGAGACCAGGUUCUGGAGUUUGGAAAGUGAAGUAUAGUCCCAUUCUGGGCUGAUAAAGGAUUUCAGACAGGUGGUCCCUGUCCUCCACAUAAAGAAGGAUGUCCCAAUAACAUUUAAAGGGAUAUUCCAGUGUAAAAUUAAUUUAGGGUCAAACACACUGUAACACUGAAUUUUGCCGACUGCUUACUUCUCUAGUUAUACCAACUUUAGUAACGACCGCAGGAUAGCGAUACACAGCAGUCGGGUGAGGAUGCCAGUGAAGCUAACACUACACUGACAUCCUCCAGUUCAACUUCAUAUCGACUCAGGCACUACAUGGUCUGAACAAAUGACAGACUGAAAAGUUUACGAAGUGAAAUUAAACAAUAACUUUUCCAUUUACUUCUUUGCUCGUCUUCUCGCCAUCGUCUUCCGGUGUUUUUCGAUUGUAAAACACCGGUGCAUCAUCAUGAUUGGUCCCUGGCAGCUCACUUCCAGUUUGUUUGGUUUAAACUUUUUUUCUUUUUUUUUGAACCGCUACUUUUUUGUGUGUCGUUCACUUCCGUUGUGCCUUUUUUUUAAUCUGCACCGUUUCUUUUUUUUUUUGCAUCAGUAACUUCCAUUGUGACUUCUCUUUUUUUCUGCAUUCUUUUUUAUUUGCAGCAGUGGCUGUUCUCAGCCACCGUACUUGUUAGAGGUCUUCAAACACCUAAACCUUCCUGUGAAUAAGAACAAAGCUCUGCUGAGUUUAGACCUGAUUUUACAUGAAAUGUUCUUUUAUUUGGAUUAUGAAUCAGAGUAGAGUCCACUUACUGUUCAGAAGUCCAGGACCUGGACCUUCAAGAACAUGUGUCUCCCUCUCAGGCUUACAGACUGAACCUGUUUGGACCACGGUAUCAGUGGGUGGUGAUGGACGGGGGCACAGUGGGGUGGAGACUGGGCUGGCAGGUUUCUGGAUGUAUGGUGGACAGUCUGCUGAUGGCCGCAGACGGCACCAUCAGGCUGCAGAUGAGAGGUCUGGGCAGCUCCAACACCGCCGGGAUCUCUGGACAGGUCAGAACCUUCAGACACACGUCAGCUCAGUUCUGUCUGUUCUUGUGGUCCAGGUCUUAAUCAGACCUCCUGCUGUGUCUUCAUAGACCCCUCAGGAAUACCAGGACUCUUACCUUAGGGAGCUGGCUCAGGAGGGGUCAAAGGUCAGCUCCCUCCACAGCUUCGCCUAUGAUGCGAUGUGGGUGUUGGCUAAAGCGCUGAGUCAGGUGAUGGAGGCGGUGAAGAACAAAGAGAGAUACAGCCCACAGAGGAACAUCAGCGUUAGUCCAGAGGAGGUCCACAAAAUGCUGCUGGAGGCUGUGAGGAGCACUCAGUUUGAAGGAGUCACUGUGAGAAACACACGCACACACACACACACACACACACACACACACACACACACACACACACACUAGGGAUGUGCAUCUCCAUUACUGUGGCGAUUAGAUACCCAUCUCGAUGCACUGCCAACGAUACUAUAUAAUUUGCGAUACAUUGAAUCCCUGCCAAUGCGAUACUCCGCGAUUCACCCCUGUCCUCGAUACGAUACGAUUCACCUUCCAUCCCAAUUCGAUACGAUAUGAUUCACCCCUCAUCCCAAUACAUUAAUUUUAUCUCACUUAUACUUUUGUAUGUACAUAUUUACAACUUGUGUUUACAUUUUCUGCAUUCAAAUUUUUACAUUGAGCAAGUUUGACUUUUGAAUAGUGAAGAAAUUAAUACAUUUUUCAAAUCCGAUUUUGGUUUUUUGAGUGUUUUGUGACUUUCUCGUUCUCACCCAUGUUGCUGUUUGCCUCCUGCACUCCGGUAGCAGCGAUUUUCAUGACAUCGAUACCAUGUUCUUUCAAGUGAGUGGCCAUAUUUGUCGUGCUGCCAUUGUGAGGUUUAGAGGCACGGCAUUCUUUACAAAUAACGUGCGUCUUGUCAAGUUUACCAUCUCUCUUGUAAAAUCCAAAAUACUUCCAAACGUUGGAUUUGAACAUUUGCGGAGCAUUAAAAAUCUCUUCUUCUGCAGCGUUGCUGCUUCCCUCCGCCAUGAUUACUGAAGAGUGUGCGCGCGCACGGCUUCCGUCCGUCUUCAAAACAAAUCACGAAAUGGUGAUGGUGCAUUCAAGAUGCCUCGGAAACAUGAUAGAAUGCAGUACAACAUGGUGCAACUGAUGCAACUGUGAAGAUUACCGAUACAGACACGCAGUGAACGAAGCAUCACGAAUUUCAGCCGUCAUUGUACCGAUACACACUGAAUAAAUCGAUGCACUCGCAUCCCUCACGACCACGAUCCAUAUCGAUUAAUCUCCACAUCCCUAACACACACACACACACACACACACACACACACACACACACACACACACACAAAAAGCCUACAUUAAACUGAAAAUGUCCUCAGCUCUUCUUUCACCAACCCUCUGUAGACCUUUGUGAACCCAGCAGACCAGGUUCUGGAGUCUGACAGUCAAAUCUUCUCCCUGAUAGAGGAUUUCAGUAGCUCCACAGUUCAGGGUCUCCUUGGUCUUGUGUUUGUGGUCCUGAUUCCUCAUUGUAAGUUUUUGUAUCUGAAAGUCUCAAUGAAUCCUUCAGGGUCCAGUUUUCUACAGAAACGGGGAAAGAAUGACGUCCAUCGAGCUGAUCCAGCUUCAAGGUGCUUCAAACUUCUUUAACUGCAGUCUAGACGCUCAUGUGUUGAUAUGUUUCUGUGUUCAUGAAGGCCUUGUGUGUGCGUGUGCGUGUGUGCGUGUGUGUGUGUGUGUGCGUGCGUGUGUGCGUGCGUGCGUGCGUGUGUGUGUGUCUCAGGCAGCAGUGGUGUGUCUGUCGGAGAGUUCAGCACGUCCACUCAGCAGCUGCGAAUCAUGAACAACUUGCUGAAGUUCAAAGGUAAAACCGUGAACUCCCCCCCGACACACACACACAUUAUAGACCUGCCCUAGAAUGGAUUUAGGGCAGGUUUAUCUUUCUCUCUGCAGGUCCAGCACCAGUCAGAGACCGGACUCUGGUCCUGGAUCAGUGGCAGCACGUCAGCCUCCUCCUGUACAGCAUCAUCUCGUCGGCUGCAGCGGUGGCCAUCGUCAUCACGGCGACCGUCCUCUGCUUCACCUGCUGCAGCCAGAAGCUCAGGUACAGCUGCUGCAGAUCCACCUCAGGGUCUCAGGGUUGAUCUUUGAACUGGACCUGUUUUGACACACUACUUUGGGGAGAAGAUCAAAACCGUUUAUAAUCCUUCAGACUCCAGGUGCCAGGUGACAUGCUAAAGAAAAUGACGGCAGCUGCUGCUGAUGUCCUCACUCUGCAGGCUGCUGAGGUGGAGCGGUGGAUCCCGGGACGAGCUGCUGCUGCUGGGCAUCCUGCUCUCCUCCUCUUCGGUCCUGGUCUCUGGUUUGGAUGAGGCUCUGCUGUCUGACCAGGUCUACCAGAUCCUCUGCUCUGUGAGUGCAGAAAGCUGCAUCAAAAGAUAAAAACACUAACCAAAUAAACUCAUGAGGACUUCACAAGUGCAGUUUGAAGAUACUCAUCCAAUCAUGUUGUCUGCAUUUGGUUCUGCAGGCCCAUCUGUGGACUCUCUGCAUUGGACACUCUGUGGGUUUUGCUGCACUGUUCACCCGAACAUGGCGGGUUUUUUCCCUCUACAGGACUAAGCGGACGGUAAACAGGACCAGAAGAGUCUCUUUUACACUUAAAAAGUCGGUUUUCACUUUAAAAUAACGUUUGUCUCAAUGUUUCCGCAGCCGACCCGUCUGCAGCAGACUGGUUUGGUGGUGCUCUGGCUGGUUCUGCUGGAUACGUUCGUUUUGGUCUCCUGGCAAAUCCUGGACCCCCUCAAAAAGGUGGUGCUGCAGCAGAGUUUACAGGUAACAAGAAGCAACAGUGUUUCAGAAUGAGGCCUGGUUAAACACAGUUCCACAAGUGUCCACUAGGGGCUGGCUCCAUUAGAUCUCAUGUUAAAAUUGUCACUUUGAGCCGACUUAAAGGUGGGGUAGUCAGGAUCUGAGGAACUCUCAGUUUUUGGUGAGAAAUCUUGAAUGUAAACCCUAAACCCUCAACCAGUUUUCCCCUCAGCUCCUCCUCUCCCCUCCCUUUCUGCUACGGCAAGCUCCGCCCACAAACAGACGCUCCUGCUCGCUCGGAUCGUUCCAAUUCAAUUCAGAUAUAAUGCAGAUAAAUACUUCAGAUUGUUACAAAUGGGGCCCAGUACUUUCUGGUUGGUUUCUACAGUCCGAUAUUGUGGCACGCUAACUUUGUUUGGGCUCGUGAACAACACAGGGGAGCAGCGUUCGCUUCACAACCAAUCAGGUCGGGGAGGCGGAGAGCGGCUUUGUUUACAGUCAGAAAGAGCGGGCCACUCAAAAAUGUUAAAAUGUUGACUACACAGACAUAAGAGAACACAGAGAUAUAGUUAUAUUUCCAAAUGUCAUCAAUAACUAACAACUAUUGACUGAUAUUAAAAGAUUUUUUGUACAUAUACCAAAAAAAAAAAGAUGCUUUUUUAACAGAUUCCUGCCUACCCCACCUUUAAUUGACCCAUAACAAACAUCUAUAUUUGUGCAGCUCAUGUAUUCAUUCAUACAUAAAACUGUAAAGGGGAGGUUAUACUUUUAUAGGACAUCAGAUUUGAUCAAAUUGCAGGACAGCAGACAGUCUGCUUGGCUUGACCCAGGAAAUACCUGAACAAGAAUACAGGUACAAACACCAGGAUGAGGGAUCUCAGCAGACAGGUGCUGCCUUUGUUGCUGUUUGUAAACAGAAAGUGAGAGUUUUUUUAUAUAAUUAAAGCUGCAAAGGAAGCCGAUGGAGUGCGAUAGGGCAGCAGAGGGACCUGUGCUCUUCUGGGUUAGGGUUGAACAGAAGAAGAGCUGUUGCAUGUUGGAUCAUCUGCAGAAUUGUGAGCAUUGAGAAGGGCUAUCAGUCAGGAGCUACCCUAAUCAGCGUGAGAUAUUAAAAGAGCCUGAUAAGCAGGGGACCGAGCACUGAUCCUUGAGGGACCCCUGAUGAUGGGCAAUUUGGUCUGAACCCUUUUCCUCUUCAUGAGACUCAAAUAGAUCCCCCUUUGAGGUGGGACAAGAACCACUGGAGGGCAGAUCCAGAGAUACCCAGGUCAGUGAGUGUGGAGUAAGACCCCAAAGGACAAUGAUAAGUUCAGGGUUGAGUAUGGUCAGAAUGAUAAGCACUGGGUUUGAUGGGACUGGGUCCAGUGGACAGAUCGUCGGUCUUUGGUCAAGCAGAAGACUGGAGACUUCGUCUUUGCUCAAUGGAGUGAAUGAACUCAGUAAGGCACCAGGAGUCGGAGUCUGUGGGCUGAGCUGGUCAGGCCCUGAAACUCAGGUACUGAUGGUAGAACUGUUAUCAGUAAAAGUCAACAUGGUGGAGGGACCAGGAGCAGGACCAGAAACCGUUUCCACGAAUCUGUGUCCGCUCUGAUUAAAGGCUGUUUCUGUUGAUUUUCAUCCCUCUGUCUGAAGUCCUGAGCCGGUAUUUCCUCUCUGGGACUGGGAGGGGGUCUGUGGGCCAACUGUGACACCAGAGGGCAGAGUCUCCUCAGAGAGGAGGUGAGAGGAGAGCAGAGUUAAAGAGGAGUCAGAGCAGCAGCUUCACUCAGACCUCCUGUGGGGUUUCUAUCACACAGGCAGACCUUCAGGGUGGUACCGAGGAGCUUUCUGGAGUUUUAGUGCGUUUGUGAAAAGAGGGCUUUAAAUCCAGGACUGCUGUUCUCGCCGUUAUCUGAUCUCUGAUCUGUUUUUCCUCUUUUUGAGUUUGACUACUUGUUGUUUUUCCUUCCUCUCUGCUCUUUGUAAACUCAUUUUUUUGUUGUUAUUAUUUGAUCCAAACUCUCCUCUGUUUCUUUUUCUGUCAGAGUGAUUCUUCUGAUCAAGACGUCCUCGUCCGGCUCUUCUCUGAGCGCUGCAGCAGCAUCAACACUGACCUGUGGCUCACUGCUGUCUAUGGUUACAAAGGCCCCCUGCUGGUUAGUAUGGGAACUACAAACUCUGAACAAAGCUCAGCAUCCAAUCAAUCAGUUUUUCUGCUCUUUGUUGUCAAAUGUGGAGACAAAGCCUUCAUCAGCUCUGAGACAUGAAUAUAUUAAACUUCUAGGAGGUCAUGAAAACAAGAAUAGCUUAGAAACAAUCAGGAAGCAGAAAUCUCAACAACAGGAACAAGUUCAAUACACUUGUUUCUGUCUGUAAUUCGAACCCUAGACAGAGGGAGAUGAUUAGAGUCCAACGUUUGUGUUUAGGGUCUGGGCUGUUUCGUGGCGUGGAGCAUCAGAUCUUCACAGGUGGAUCAUCCUGCCAUCAACAGCAAGCAGCUGUCUCUGAGUGUGUUCGCUGUGACCGUGUUCAGCGUGUCCGGAGUGUCGGGAUCUAUGCUGACGUCCCACAAUCCACCUGUUCACUUCUGUGUGAUCAACAGCCUCGUCCUCUGCUGCAACAUCUUCACGCUGAGCUGCAUGUUCGGACCGAAGGUCAGCAAAACAGACGUGCAGAUGUGACAGCAAAAAGACCAGCUCUAUGUAAGAUUCAUUUCUGUCUCUCUGCAGUUUGUGUACGUGUUUCACCACAGCGGUGAGCUGCAGCAGCCGUCAGAGCUUCAGACUGUAGAGAAGGAAGAAGAAGAGCAGCUGAGGAGGUUCAACCGGCAACUGAAGGGUCAGACACAGUUGGUGAGGACACAGAAACCUCACCUGACACACCUGAGAGAAGCAACGUUAAUAACCUCCAAACAACCAAACAGGUCAAAAGUUCUGAUAGAGGAACAACCAAACAGGUCCAAAGUUGUAAUGCUUAACAAACAUCUGGAGGAACAUCUCCAACUAAUGAGGUGUAUGUCCAACAGUUUAGUCACAUGACUGGGUCGAAAAAGGACCAAAACCAAGACUGGAUGGUCCUGAUGGUCCUCAGGCAAAACGUCCCAAGUUAGUCCAGUUGUACUUUUAACAAAGAAUUGGAAAUCAUAGAUGUCGCAUCCUCUAAUGAGGUUUAGACUAAAUCAUGGCAGAGGAGACCAGAUAGAACCAGGAUCCAGAAAAGAUGCUUCAUCCAGAGUAUUGGUGAAAAACCAUGUUUGUUGUGUUUUUCUGCAGCUGGAUGUAGAAAUAGAAACCAUCACCAUGCAGCUCGGUGAGGAUGAGUCAGCUGAUUCGGACCUGAAGUGUCAAAACACGACAACAAGAGGGAGAAACAACAAUGGUAAACACAAGCAGGAAGCUCUCCUCUUCAGGGUGUUUUUAGUGUAUUAAUGGACUCUACAAAGACCAGCAGGUCUGACUCUUAACUCUCAUGUUGUGAUAAAAGGAGUCCCCUUUACUCUCUUUCUUUAUCAGCUGUUUUCUGUUGGCAGGUGACGCCAGGUCCGUGGUGUCGGCUCUGAUCUGUUCUGAGGACGUAAACCCAGAGAAACCUCUGAGUCCAGACGACAUCAACUCUCCUGAACAGUGAGUCCAACACAGACACAGAGAGGGAGACAGAUUUACCCAGAAUUUCCACCGCAUCUGGAACGGCUCCAAUCUGGAACAGCGGCAAAUUUCACCGUCCGCCACUUCCUACCGGACCUGUUUGUGAGGCGAAUUUCGUGGCGAAUUACGGACAGCAGGAAUCCGCAAGAACGUACAAGAACCCGCGGAUCCACGUUCAAUCGCGCGAUAACGAGUUGUCUCUAUAAAGACAGACACAUAUAAGCAGUAGAUUGUGUCCUUCCAGAGGAAGAAAUCUACUUCUAGACUUCUAGAAUUAGCAUCUCCUCAUCCAUGGUGUCAUCGGGGUGAAAUGACGUCUGAAAACCUUUCACUUGUUCCUCUCUGCCCGUUUGCAUGAUGUGAAAUACAAUCCUCCUGAAUCACAGAGUUUUUUAUUUUGAAAAGAAGCAGGAUGUUUUAUUUUGUGUCUGUACUUCCUUUCCAGCACGGAUUAAUCUGUGCUGAGACUGUGCUCCACCGGACUGUGGAGUCUGACAAUCCGCAGUCGAACAGAAAGAAGCCAGUGGAAAUUGACACGUUAACUUGAAUGGUUACAAUCAGAUACGAUCGGCGGACACAGCCUUUUCAUAGCCAUUCUGGAUGCGGUGAAAAUUGGGGGUUAGUCUAUUUACAGCCAUGAAGGAAGGAAGCCAGUGAGCGCCUCCUGGUGGUUUCUCUCUGAACAGGGGUCGGCAACCUUAAACACUCAAAGAGCCACUUGGACCAGUUUCCCACAGAAAAGAAAACACAGGGAGCCACAAAACCUCUUUGACAUCUAAAAUAAAGAUAACAUUGCAUAUAUCUUUUUUUUUUUUUUACCUUUAUACAAAGUAUAUAAAAAACUGUAGCGAGUUGCAUUUAUGAAAUAAAUGAACUAUUUCGGCGAGUGUCUGUCUUCUUCUGUAGUUAAGCCGCAAGAUAUCAAAAUCUACCCGGAUACAGCAAUGCUGCUUUUUGAUUGGCUGUUCAGUAGAUAUACUUUAUUUGAUUGGCUUGUGCGUGGCACGCAGCUUCUGAACUCUCGGAGAAACUCAGCUGAUUUCCCCCAGUUCCAUAGUUGAAGAAGUGCAACUUGGUGGACAUCACCGUGUUCAUUUAAAUGCGUGAGAAGUACAAUGUGUGGUGUGUGAGCGUGUGAACGAGUGGGAAUGCGUGUGUCAUACGCUGAAUGCGUGAGACUUGAGAGCCCUGUGCUCACGCAUCAUCGAUGUACUCCCGAGCCAUGCAAAACGGUCUUUGCAAAUGUUGCACUGAACGCCUUCCUUUUCAGUCUUGGUGAAGUUUUCCCACACCACUGAUGUUUUAGGUCGGGAUUUGGGUUGGGUUGUGUCCAUGUUUUUCUCAGCCGCUGCCUCGGCCAUGGCUGUUUCUUUUCUGUGCGUCCUGCUGAUGUUUACAUGCCGGUGUCCAUGGACAUAUAUAAAGACCCGACAAAUCGAUUACAGAAUUUGAUGGCAACGGAUUUUUUCGUCACGACGAAUCUACUUAAUCGAUUCGUUGUUGCAGCCUUAAUAGUUUAUUUAAUGUUACAAGAGCAUUAUAAUCUUUGAAUUUAGAAUUACAAAAAAAAUAAUAAUAAUAAAAUAAAAUAAAAUGCAAUUAAGUAUUUAUUAUUUAUUUUCCAAAUCCAUUGGGAACCGCAGCUUAGGGAAGAAAGAGCCGCAUGCGGCUCCAGAGCCGCGGGUUGCCGACCCCUGUCUCUGAAGGUUGUGAAAACUCCAGCUGAGCUGAUUUGUUUGGUUCAUUAAACCCGUCUUGUGUGUUUUCUGUCAGCGUGGGGCGCCGUCUCUCCAUCCAGCUGCCCAUCCUCCAUCACUCCUACCUGCCCGUCAUCGGGGGCGUCAGCGCCAGCAGCUCCAGCCUGUUUGGCAGCCGGGAGGCCUUCGUCCACCACGACCUGCUGACCACAACCACAUCCUGA
Xyrichtys novacula (pearly razorfish) is the source of this 13733-nucleotide messenger RNA. Lineage: Eukaryota; Metazoa; Chordata; Actinopteri; Labriformes; Labridae. The record is from the annotation of a GenBank genome assembly.